CCCGUCAGUGGCAGCAACUUCCAGCCACCACCAAUCCACCACCAACCCCAUCCCCACACCCCCCUCCUCCUCCUCCCUCCCCGCCGUCUUUUGACAGCACUGAGCCGGAAAAGGCCGACAGCAGCAGCACGUGUGUGUGUGUGCGAGCUCGUCCUGUUUGCCCUUGCGUGCCGUCGUUGUGUCACGAAGGCACAUUUGUGUGGGGGGCGGUUUUCUGGCCUACACGGUGGUGCCUUGUUGGUGGUGGUGGUGUUAUUAUUAUUCAAGUGUCACUGUCGUUUUGUAGCAGAGCUCAACAUUGGCGUGCGACGUUUGGGAGGGGAAAGGGCGGCGGCGUUGUCUUUCGUGAACGUUAACGAGUGAUAAUCUCCGUGCGGAUUUGUGUUGUCUUCCGGCUCGCCUGCCAUAGCCGUGUUUUUUUUUGUUGGUUAUAAAACGACAAGGGCGAACAAUGUCGCGGGCUACCCAGACAACAAAGGAGUGGGGUGGAUAAGAUACUGGUUAACGGUUAACGUAGCGAUUGAAUAUCCAUCGUAUACGGUAUCAUGAUCGGCUUCAUGGGACCAGAUGCUUAACGGGGAUUCAUUGGGGCAAGGUAGGGCGGCAGGGGGUUAAAGUGCAAGUGAUAGAGACGUAGUCAUCGUUAGGCACAUGCUUGCAUCUCUACACUUAACAUAAUUGAUACAGUGUACGGUACUGUGCUGUAUCGCAAUUUGGGCAAAAGGUCCACGUGUGUAGUUCUAGGUGACUUUGAAUCUCCACGUGGUUGUGAUUUUACAUAGGGAAGAGCGGUUGCAAAGAACAACAUCGUCAACGCCACGUCGUCGUUCCAAUCGACAUUUAAACCCGUGAGAGUUAAACGUUGUGUUAUUUAAACCUUCCGGUAGAACAAACACACGGACGUCUUGUUUUGUGGGCCACGCGUAAAACGGGAGGACAGUCGUCUGUACAAAGUACGUAAAAACAUUUAAAAAAAAGCAAUUAAACCCAACCCAGACGGAACGUAAAAAUGUAGGGCUAAAGUUGACAUUAACUGCGCGUGUACGUUUACGUCGCUCGUUGAUUAAAACGCGAACAACUUUUGAGAAGUCAUCUUUAGCGCGUCAACUUGGGGCCAACAUGGUCGAUGCCUUAGCUUUAAGACUGCGUUGUCGUCAAUGUUGAUGGGUUGGAUGUAAGUGUCCGAUGGUUGUGAGUUAAACGUUCUCAGAGCGGCGGUGGUGUUGGCGGUGGCUCUCAACUGGUUCCGAGUUUGUCGGAGUUCGGAGUGCUCGGUCCCAAAAAAAUCGACCGUCGCCGAGCAAAAAGGGCCUCUUCGGAACACGCCAAGCGGCCGGCAACAAACCAGCAACCAUUGCAAGUUUUAACAGAUUCGAGUUAACGUACAAGACGAGGGAUGGCGAGAUAACAAAAACAAAAAAAAAUCCAUUGUGUAUCGGCUUGAACGAUGAGAGUUGUCGCCACGACCACGCCGGCGUGUUUGUUACGUCAAGUAAGAGUGAUGUAUAAUCACGCUUGAUGUAUAAAUUACUUGCUUAGUAGUAGCUACGUUAAUGUUGUUUGGCCAGCGAAGCGGUGUGUGCGAUUGUGUAGAUUUGCUGGAUGGACCCAUACGCAGUUAAGCGAUUAUACAAGCAGCUACCGAACGUGGGUUUGGAACUUUUCUCUUGCCCCCCCCCCAGUGUGUGAUUGGUCGCAUGCAACUUUACGCGUGAUAGUGUCAAGAGUUUUCUCUUAAGGCAUUUGCCGGUAACUACGUCGUGUUAGGAAGUUACUAUAGUGUUGCGAGUGCAGCUGAUUGACGUCAAUAGUUUAGGAGGUGUUUGAUGUUUACAUCGAUUUUCGCGAUGGCUUUAGCCUUAGUAUAGCCGUUCGUCAUCUUAUAUAAGAGGCGCGGUUUACGUUAAAACAGUGACUUUCGGAUGAUAAUUCGGAGUUGAUGCUGCCUUUCAUUCGAUUGUACUUUAAUUUAAAGUGUGGGUAUGGCUAAACAUUACAUGUCGGUUUAUUUAAGUAUUUAAGCAAUCGUAAUUUUGUUUUAAGUACGUUUAAGCUUUCAAGCCAACCGUGUUUCAUUAAGAACGACAAAAGCUCUUCUACACACAACAAGACACGACUUCACCUUUGUGAGUCUGAUUAAACUGUUGGGCAAACACUGGUGGUUGGUGGUGGUGGUUGUUGGGCACCUGGACCUUUGGACGGGUUUAUUUUCUUCGGUACAGCUGGAUCCAACUUAUCAUUGACAAGGCCCGAAUCUUUAUUAACCCAAGGGGGUCCUUCUGGAGGCCAAGAGUAUUUUUUUCUUUACUCCCAGGAUUUGUGUGUCAGCAAAGCGAGUGGCGCAUACAGGGGUUCUCGUUAAUCAAUUACCGAGCAGGUUUUUAAGUGGGCUCGCUUAGCCCAUCCGUUAGACGAAGUUUCUCACCCGACCCGACGAAACAGACUCCUUAAAGCCAGAGAGAGAGAUUGUAAUUUAUAGAAACACAAGUGUGAGAGAUUGUUAAUUCAAGAGCGCGAUUGCCAAUGGUUAGUUUGCGAGAUUCACCGUUGCCAUGCCGGUUUAUAAGUAAAACAUAUCUCCUGCUGCUGCUGCUUGCCGCCUUUAACUUAAUUGUCGCAUUGCACAAAAAAUGACGAAACUUGAACUUUAGUUUGUAUUUUACAACGCAAUCUCAGGGAUUAUCUUCGUUUUACCACCCGCUAUACAUGCAUUUAAGCUACGCCUAGCCACUUUUUCUGGGCCUCUCCAAACCCACAGCAGCAGGGCGCACGCCAGAUAGCUGCUUUUUGGUAGCAAUGGGCAAGCUAACCUUCUCAUGGGUGGACUACCUCAUCUUCGCCAUCCUGCUGGUCAUCUCCACUGCAAUUGGCCUCUACUACGCCCUGAGCGGCGGUCGCCAGAAAACCACCCAGGAGUUUCUGCUGGCCGACAGAAGCAUGGGCUUCGUGCCCGUGGCUCUGUCGCUCCUCGCCACCUUCCAGUCGGCGGUGGCCAUCCUCGGGGUGCCCGCCGAGAUCUACACCUUUGGCACUCAGUACUGGUUCCUGGGAGUCAGCUACAUCUUCGGGCUCCUCAUUCCCGCGCACGUUUUCCUACCGCUCUUCUAUCGGCUCAAGGUGACCAGCGCCUACGAGUAUUUGGGGCUCAGAUUUAACAAGUCUGUGAGGAUUGCAGGAACGUUAACAUUCAUCUUCCAAAUGGUGGUGUAUAUGGGUGUUGUUCUCUACACCCCAGCUUUAGCUCUUAAUGCAGUGACAGGACUGAAUGUGUGGAUAUCGGUGGUGGUGCUUGGAGUCAUCUGCACUAUUUACACCACCAUUGGCGGGCUGAAGGCGGUGAUUUGGACGGACGUAUUCCAGACGCUGGUGAUGAUCGCGGGCCAACUUGCCGUCAUCAUUGUCGGUGCUCAGAACGCGGGCGGCAUCGCAAAUGUUUGGGAAAUCAACUCUAACGCUGGCAAACUAUCUGGCAUUGACUUUGACCCGGACCCGUUUAAGCGGCACACGUUCUGGACCCUCGGGUUCGGGGGUGUAUUCAUGAUGCUUGCACUCUACGGGGUCAACCAAGCUCAAGUGCAGCGAUAUCUGAGUGCCCGCUCUGAGAAGGAAGCAAUCUUUUCCGUGUACUUGGUCUUCCCAUGCCAGCAGCUGAUGCUGGCCAUUGGGUCCAUCAUGGGCCUGGUUAUGUACGCACGCUAUCAGGAGUGCAACCCCCGUGUGAUGGGUGACGUCACCACCAACGACCAGAUGGUGCUAUAUUUCGUGAUGGACGUUCUUCAGGAUUACCCGGGGCUGCCUGGACUCUUUGUGGCCUGCAUCUUCAGUGGGGCUCUCAGCACCAUCUCGUCGGCAUUUAAUUCCCUGGCGACGGUGACGAUGGCCGACUUUGUGAAGCCAUAUUUCCCCAACAUGACUGAGAAGAGGGCGACGCUUGUCUCCAAAGGCUUAGCCUGUAUGUACGGGCUGGUGUGCCUAGCAAUGGCGUUUCUUGCAUCGCUCAUGGGAUCUGUUUUGUCGGCUGCCCUCAGUAUAUUUGGGAUGGUGGGGGGCCCCCUGCUCGGGCUCUUCAUCGUCGGCAUGUUGUUCCCGUGGACCAACGCCAUUGGUGCAAUCUCGGGGUUGGUCGUGAGCCUGCCUUUGGCGCUGUGGCUGGGCAUCGGCAGCAUCAUGUACAACAACGCCAAUGCCGGGCCUCCAGCAGGGCCGCCCCCUCAGUGCCUCAACAUGUCCGACUUCACCACCGCGGCCACUACCGCCUUCGCCACCACCACCGUCGCCCCCCCUGCAUUAACGGGACUGGCCAAGUUCUAUUCGCUGUCGUACAUGUGGUACACUGCUCAUAACGCUGCCGUCGUGGUCGUCGUUGGGCUCGUCGUCAGCUUCAUCACCGGCUAUACCAAGGGGCAAGAUGUGGACCCUCGCACCAUCUUCCCAAUCAUGGAUUACCUGCUCUUCUUCCUUCCCCGGAGAUAUCGGCAGAAGCUCCAUUGUGGCGUCCGGUUUGAUGAGAUGAAAAUCGAAGAUUCAACUGUUGCGGUGACAGAGGAUGAACACAAAUAUGAAGAUGGGAAGUACUCGGGCACCACCACUGAGGAUGGAUACAACAUUGUAAAAGAUAGCACUGAAAAUAGUUCCGUCAUAAAUGGACACAUGAAAGUAAAACCAGGCCACGUUAUCUUGGAAACACGCAUGUGAUGUCAAGGGGUACUUGGAGAACUGGCCUUCAAAAUCAUCUGCACUGACUCUGGAAAGAGUAAUAAACUGCUAUUAAAUAAGCUUUAAGCCUGCGUUCUUAAACUGUUAUGUCAUAGUUUAAAAUAUAAUGAAACGGAUGAUAUCUUUGCAAGUAAACAAUAUAUAGGUGAAAAGGAAUUUUUUUUUUAUUUUAAGCAAACAGGUUUCGAGUGUUAAAAACUGAGAUCUGCCAGAGAAUGGAGAAAUAUUUCUGAAAUUAAAAUGUUCCUUUUAUCAGUAUGAAAACAUCUUUUUGGGAAUGGUACCUCAACCUAUAAUCGAACAAGUUGCCAGCUUUUAAGAAAGUCAAGCUAUCUCUUGAAAACCAACACAACAUAGCUCAACCAUGUGUGCUCGGAUUGCACCACGUGUUAUUCGGAAUUAUGCCCGACGUUUCGCUCCAUGUUCUGGGUGUUUCUUGAAAAAUUUAAUAUCAGUUCCUGAGCAACACACGGAACAACCGUUCAAUGCAUUGGAGCAUUAACCAGUCUACGUUUCCCUGCUUCAAAAGGUAUUGCACAUGAGCGCUUGUGCUUGAUUGCAUUGGCCAAUGUGACAAUUGACAAAAGGAGACUGCUUAAUUGCAUUGGUGGUGCAACUGUUUUUGGGUUUGAACCCAAUUGGCUUGGUGACUGAAAAGCCGUCCUUUUUCCACGAAAUAUCCCAUGAGAAAUGAACGGGUUGCUUGACUCAGUUGCAAGUGAUAUCAUCGAUCAGCACACGCUGUCGACAAUCAUGUGAAACCAGUUUCCUGACACUAAUCAUGGGCCAAAAACGAACAACUGUGAAUGCAUUCAUGCAAUAAUCAAGUUUUAUUCCCUCUUGCGUUGUUGGGUUGUAUUAUGUAUGGAAACACAAACAAUUUAGUGCUAAAUUGUAAUCUUUCUCAAUAGGUUACAAUCGAGGAAGCGGAAAGUUAGCGGCUCAAUUUGUAUCCUGAAGACACUUUCAAGACAUCGGACAUUAUGCCAAACAACACGCGGUACAACCUGAAAUCGCACCUGAUAGCCGCAUGUUACAACCGCAUAAACCUACACAGUAGAAACAACUAUUGUAUUAUGGAACUGAACAGUGCCGGAUUAAGCUAGUGCGGGGCCUGUAGCAUAUGUUUUAAAGGGGUCCUAAAUAUAAAAAAAACACAUUAAAACGCAUGUUUAACUUGCACAGUAAAAUAAUUGUAUUUUUAAAUUUGCUAU
Molecule: messenger RNA, 5930 nt
Organism: Petromyzon marinus (sea lamprey)
Lineage: Eukaryota; Metazoa; Chordata; Hyperoartia; Petromyzontiformes; Petromyzontidae
Source: RefSeq, a predicted model, not a curated record